Messenger RNA from Poecilia latipinna (sailfin molly), 1296 nucleotides. Its product is annotated as granzyme-like protein 1. Gene Ontology annotation, molecular function: serine-type endopeptidase activity. Gene Ontology annotation, biological process: proteolysis. NCBI's taxonomy places the organism in Eukaryota, Metazoa, Chordata, Actinopteri, Cyprinodontiformes, Poeciliidae. The record is from RefSeq and is a predicted model, not a curated record. The transcript has 5 exons. The coding region runs from base 210 to 932 and encodes 240 amino acids.
GAUGCAGGUUCAGGUUCUGCUGUGUGUUCAGAAUUAGAAAAAACUCAAAGUUACCAAGUGGCACGUUUCCACGUUAUGACUGAGGUACAAAACCACAUCAUUUGCAUAGACAGCCUGAUCUUCUCCCCCUGAAACAAGCAUAUAAAAAGGGAUGUUUUCAGAGCUUUUGGCACUUCUCUUCAGCAGUUCACCCAGUCUGUGACCCCAUCAUGUUCCUCUUCUGCAACCUGGCUGUACUGAUGCUUCUACUGACUUUCGAAAGUCCAGUUCAUGCAGGGACAAUCAUUGGAGGCCAUGAGGUCGAUCCACAGAAACGGUCGUAUAUGGUGUUUUUGCGGAUGAUGACUGCUGAUAAUAAAUUGGAACGCUGCGGUGGAUUCCUUAUUAGGGAAGACUUUGUGAUGACUGCAGCUCACUGCAAGGCCAAGAAUCAUGAGUCUUAUGAAGUUUUUUAUGGGUUUGACGAACACAGUAAAAACCAUAAAAAAGUGUCUGUGAAGAAAGAGUUUCCACAUGAAUCCUACAAUAACACUGUAUUCACACAUGACAUAAUGCUGCUGAAGUUGUCCCAUAACGUAAGCUCGACCCACCAUAUCAAACACAUUGAACUGGCACAGGAGGAAAGUAGCUCACUGCCAAGUCCGUGCUCAGUCUGCGGUUGGGAACUGGAAUCAAAUGCAGACAUGCCUUCAAAGCUGAUGGGAGUCAGUGUCACACUUGUUGAAAAUGAGGAUUGUGUCAAACAACGUGCUUACUGCUCUAGAGGAAGAACAGGAACAAGCGGGGGAGACUCCGGAGGUCCAUUGAUCUGCAACGGACUGGCGUAUGGAGUGGUGUCAGCAAGCAGAUCAGUCAAUGGUUCCACUGAGUACAAGUACACAAACAUACCGGACACCAUUGGCUGGAUCAAUAACAUCCUGAAGGAAAACUGAAACGGCAUCUAAAAUAUCACCUUCAUCAAACCAUUUGACAAUUAAACACAUUUUUACUGCAUAAGUAAAAACCUGAUGAUUUGUUUUAUUUGGUUAAGUUUGUUGGUGUUAUAGUUCUGUAUUUUAUACUGAGAUUGGCUGCUUUUUAAGUGCAUGCUCUGAUCAUUAUAGUAAAUGCUGAAUGAAUAGUUAAUAGUGUAUGUUUGAGAGAAAUGUUGGCGUAACAUUAAGUAAUUUAGAUUUUUGCUACCAAUACAAGCCUUAAGCAAAAUAUUGCUUUGUUCGUGGUAUUUAGAUAGAAGCUUGAGCUUUUAUAGAUUGAUGUGCUUAAUUUCAAAAGUAAAGCAAAGUGCUGGUUUCUCAC